GGACCCGGAGCUCCGAGCAGCAGACUGAGCCUCUCACGUCAGAACCACGGACUAACGUGGACUAUCCCGGACUAACUGGACUGUAGCGGACUGUGUCGGUGUGGAUUACUCUUUGUGGACUUUAUUAACGGGACGGUACCGGUACCAGGAGCAGCCUGCUGCGGACCUUUGUUCUGAUCCUGGACCUGCUGGACUUUCUGAACAACAUGACUCUGGAGGAGCUGGUCGGAACCAACGGCACCGAGAAACGGAUGGAGCCCGGUCCGGCUCUGGAGGAGCUGCUGGUGGCGGCGCAGCGGGAAGCCUGUCUGACGGUGGGAGUGUACGAGUCCGCCAAACUCAUGAAUGUUGACCCGGACAGCGUGGUUCUGUGCGUGCUCGCCACGGACGCGGAGGACGAUGACGACAUCGCGCUGCAGAUCCACUUCACGCUGCUGCAGGCGUUCUGCUGCGACAAUGACGUCAACAUCCUGCGCGUGUCCGGCAUGCGCAGGCUCGCGCACGUGCUCGAGGGGAGCCCCGAGGACUGUAACGGGAACGAGCACGAGCCCCGGGACCUGCACUGCAUCCUGGUCACGAACCCUCCGGUCCAGCCGCUGCAGAGUCUGGCCCUGCAGAGCAUCAGCAGCUUCUGUGAGGAGAGCCGCUGUCGGAACCAGUGGGUCCCGUACCUGGAGCUGCAGGACCGCUGAGCCCGACCGGGACCAACCAGAGCCGAGUCAGACCGCUGAGGAGCGGUGAGAGUCCAAACAGCCGAACCUGCUGAACAGGAGCCACGGCGUUUGAGUUGAGACAGGAAUCGGACCGAACCGGACCGUCCUGCCGCCUGAACACAGGAUUGAUUUGAGCGGAGGGCGCCUGAGACACCGGGACCGGACGGGUUCUGAAAGCUGGAUCCGGAGUAUCCGGGUCAGGAGCUGCAGAGUUUGAUGACGUGACGCGUGGCUGAGCGGCAGCUGCUGCUCACCUGAACUGUCACAUGACACGUGACGUCACAUGACGUCCUUAUGAACUGAGUGAUGUCACGGAGUACGCUGUGACAUCACAGCUGUGACAUCACAGCUGAUUUUAAAGGGACAGAGCUUGUUUAUGAAAACUGUUUGAUCUAAUCAAUAAAUUUACUGAUCGACACGAAA
Larimichthys crocea (large yellow croaker) is the source of this 1136-nucleotide messenger RNA. Its product is annotated as growth arrest and DNA damage-inducible protein GADD45 beta. The transcript has 4 exons. Gene Ontology annotation, biological process: regulation of cell cycle. Gene Ontology annotation, cellular component: cytoplasm; nucleus. The coding region runs from base 207 to 692 and encodes 161 amino acids. Lineage: Eukaryota; Metazoa; Chordata; Actinopteri; Sciaenidae. The record is from RefSeq and is a predicted model, not a curated record.